UCGAUAAGCUGGUGAGGAAGACUCCCGGCAUUUUUGUUGCGUGCUGAGAGCAGUCUUCGAAUUUUUAAGCAUAACAAAUUAAGACAAAAUAAAUAGCUUAAGCACAAUGGAGAGUCCGUUCCAACGCAGACGCGUCAGCCUGCUGCGUCCUCCGCUAAGCAGCACCCAAAACGAGCAAGCACACAAUCUAUCGAUAACGCUGCUGCCCGAGGAACAGGAGAUGCUGAGAAACACCAGCGCCGGAGCUUUGGGACUCCUGAGUCGACUCCAGAAUCGCACAGCGCACAACGCCAACGAAAUAAGCCGCCUGAGCGGCACAGAUGGCGGCACAUUUGCUGUAGCUGUGGAUGACGUCAACGAUGAUGCGGAUUAUGGGCGAGGUAAAGCGGACGUUUUGUUUGCGCACUUCUACGAGAUUCACCACACGCAUACAAAUGCCAACGAUACCUUGGAUGUGGUACAGCAGCUGGUGCAGGCCUGCCAGCAGAUUGUCGACCAGCUGCAGAUAGAAAUUGAGCGCGGUGUUGGCGGCAAUCAGGGCGCCAAGCAGCGCGAAGCGAGCGUCAGCUGGCUCAAGCAGGAGAUCAACACGUGGCGUCUGCUCUAUGGACUGUAUCAUGAUCGCCUGCUGCUGCAGGCCGAUGCGCAUGCGGAGGAUGAGCUGAUGAUGCAAGAUGGCCCCAUGUUGGGCGCCAGCGAAAAGGAGGUGAUCCAGCAGCUAUUCUCGAUCAAUGCCCAGCUGCGCGAGUAUCAGUUGGUGAUCGAUUGGCUGGAGAAGUGUCAUGAACAGAGCGAGCAGUCGAAUGCGCUGCAAAGUCACGAUCGCAUGAUGGCCUGGGAGAAUACGCUCUUCCAGCUUGAGAAUCUGCAGGGCGCCGCCUUUGGUCGGGGCCACGAGAUAUGCCGGCAACUGGAUCCGGAUGCGCCGGUCCGCGAACGCCAGCCGCUGCAUGCCCUCGACAUGGAGGACAAUGGCCGCUUGAGUCGCGCUAUUUUCGCUGCCAUACGCAGCGGGCACAUCGAUGAGGCGCUGAAGCUUUGCAAGCAUUAUGGGCAGACGUGGCGAGCGGCCAUAUUGGAGGGUUGGCGGCUGCACGAGGAUCCCAAUUGUGCGCGACAUGUGGGUGGCCAGGCGAACGAGAAGCUGCCCAUUGAGGGUAAUCCGCGUCGUGACAUUUGGAAACGAUGCGCCUGGCUGUUGGCCAAUUCCACCAAAUACGAUGAAUAUACGCGAGCUACGGCCGGCGUUUUCUGUGGCCAUUUGGAUGCCUUGAAAUCGCUGCUGCACAACAGUUGGCAGGAUCUGCUCUGGGCGUAUCUCAAGGUGCAGAUCGAUAUACGGGUGGAGAGUGAGAUAAGGGGCUGUUGUCUGAAACGGUAUCAGCCCAUGCCCGAUGAGUACUGGAAUGGCAAGAUGACGCUUGAGCAGAUCUUCGAUGAGCUGAACGUCGCCAAGGAUUUGGCGGUGCGUGACUAUGCGCAGAGUCAACUCGGAGUCAUUCAGCAGCAUCUCAUCCUUGACACGGCCGGUGAACUGUUGAAACACAUGUGCCGCUGGCUCGACGCGGUGCCGAAGGAGUCGCAGUUGCCGCCGCAUCAGCUGCGCUUCAUGGCGCACAUUGUGCUGUUUAUGCGGCGGAUUGGACGACUGGAGCCGCAGCCGCAGCAGCAGCAGGCGGAUCGCAUCAUUGCCGCCUAUGUGGAUGCCCUAAUCCAACGUGGCGAUCCACAGCCCAUUGCCUACUAUUCCGCCGGUUUGCCCAAGAAACUGCAAGUUCAGCUCUAUGCCAAGUUUCUCACCCACAUUCAUGAGAAGCGUCCCCGGGAGUUGGCACUGGAGGCGGCCAUCCAGGCGGGUCUUGAUGUGGAGCAAAUAACGCUGCACACCGUGGAGAGCAUAUGCGUAGAUGGCACACCGGUCAGCGCCAUGGGUGAACCGCAUACAGGUGAAAUAUCUGCGGGAGACAAGCGCAAGAUUCAAUCGCUGGAAUAUCUAAUCCAUUUGGUGGAGCAGCGCGGUGAGCUGCUGUGGCAGGCGAAUGCCAUGAUGCGCCAGUAUCUGGCCAGCAACAAGAUAGAGUGUGUGCGUCGAGUGUUUUCCAUGGUGCCAGACGAUGUGACCGCCCAACUGAUCAAGAUUUACGGUGCACCCGACAAUUUUCCGCCUCGAGAGGAGUGCAGUCUGCGGGAAUAUCUCUGCUUUCGGAUAUAUUUGGCUGGCAUCGAUAGCUUCAAUGACUGGACACAGUUGCAGCAGACACGGCCACAGCCACCGGAGCCGGGCGCACAGAAAUCGACUAUCAGUCACCACACGCAGGACAACUUCACGGAGCGCAUGAAUGCCCAGCACAAGGAGAAGGCCUAUCUCAGCGAUCUGUCUCGCUGGAAACAGAAGCUCAAGGAGCAGUCGAAGAUUACAACGGAGGCGCUGUUUAACGUGCUGCUGUUUCCGGAGAAGGGUUGGCUCAACGAUCCCUUCAUUGCCAAGGAACCGGAGAAUGCAUCGCUGCUGCACUGGGAGCAUCGUCUGGUGCAGAUGGAGAAACUGCGCUCCAUUUGCCUGCCCGAGAUUGUCCUCCUGCUGCACGAAGUGAUGAUGAAGUCCAACGAUUUUGCCGGCUGUGUUCGGUUGGCCGAUGAAAUCGCCGACGAGGGUCGCCAGCUGUAUAAGGUGUACACCAAGCACAAGUUGGCCGAUGUGCUGUCCAAGAUUGCAGACUCCUCGCUGCAGCUGCUCAACAUUAAACUGGAUCCCUGGGGUUAUCCCAUCACUGCCUAAGUCGGAUUUUCCGCUCAACAUAUUUUUUUAAAAGUGAUUUUGGAGCGCAAAUUGCGAUUUAUUAGAAUUAUUUGAUGUAAUUUUUAAAACAUUUA
Molecule: messenger RNA, 2874 nt
Organism: Drosophila grimshawi
Lineage: Eukaryota; Metazoa; Arthropoda; Insecta; Diptera; Drosophilidae
Gene: Nup107
Product: nuclear pore complex protein Nup107
Exons: 3
Coding region: 107-2779 (890 amino acids)
Biological process (GO): regulation of DNA-templated transcription; post-transcriptional tethering of RNA polymerase II gene DNA at nuclear periphery; protein import into nucleus
Cellular component (GO): nuclear pore outer ring; nuclear pore
Molecular function (GO): structural constituent of nuclear pore
Source: RefSeq, a predicted model, not a curated record